Molecule: messenger RNA, 3152 nt
Organism: Dimorphilus gyrociliatus
Lineage: Eukaryota; Metazoa; Annelida; Polychaeta; Dinophilidae
Source: the annotation of a GenBank genome assembly
AGGUGUACCCGACAUUGCCUAUGAACGAUAAUACAAAAAGUUAAAAAAAAAGCAUGCGGCUAGGACAAGUUCUGUUAAGAAAAGUUAAAAUGAAAUACUGGCAACGUUAUGUUGAACGGGCUAUGUAUGAAAACUCAGGUCAUCGACUUAUUAGACGCCAUUAUCCCUUUGUUGGAUGGAAAGAAGUUAAAAAAACUGAUUGGUUUUACAACGAGCAUAGACCGUGGACAGAUGAGUUUAAAAGAGCCAAUGCACCCGAUCAAAAACACAAGAAGAUCUAUGUUCAGGAUAUUGACGAUAUGGCUUUGUUCAAAGGAGAUCGUGUAAUGGUGAUGGUUGGAAAAGAUAAAGGAAAAAUUGGGAUAAUAAACUCUAUUAUUAAAGAGAGAAACUGGGUUUUUGUAGAUGGCUUAAAUGUAGAGUACAAAACAGAACAAGCAUCUCCAGACACUCCUCCAACUUGUAUUCGUACUGAGCAACCACUAUUAGUACCUGAUCAAGUAAAGUUAAUUGAUCCAGGCGAUAAUGAACCCACUGAUAUCGACUGGAGAUAUAAAGAAGAUGGCCGAAAAGUCCGUGUAUCAUCUCGAAGUGGAAGGAUUAUCCCUAAGCCUGUUGGAGCCGAUGAAUUAGAAGAUUUUGUAACACCAGCUACAUAUUUAGAGAAUACCGAAAAAGACACAACUGAAAAAGAAGUUACAGAAGUAACUUAUAAACCGAAAUUAUUAACUUUUGAAGAAGAAAUUAAUAAAAUUAUGGGAAUAGAAGAAACAAAAAAAAGAGCCAAAACCUAUUGGAACCAUGUCUUACGGACAGAAUGCGGCACAACCAAGACAAAAAAAAAAGCGAAGGAAUUUUAUCUAAUAAAUUUUGAUAGAGGAAGAAAACGGAUAAUGUGUGAAUUUUAUAUGGGUUAUAAAUAUCAAUUGGCUUUUAAGGUAAAUUCUGGUAUUUUAUUGUUUAUGGAAGAUGUCGAUGCAAAAGGUCAAGUAAUGAUGUGGGGACAAAACCAAUACAUGGACAGCGGUGUUCAAUCAGGAGUUACUACAGGCGCUCAAAGCGUUGCGAAUAGUAUGCACGAUGAUCUUGAACCUCCGCCCCCACCUGCUCCACCUGGCGAAGGUAUGGAUACUUCAACUAUGUUGUACGAUAUGGAUCAACAACAAUACGCUCCCGCCAAUGACGAUAUUGAUGAGAUGCAAUUAAAUCAAUCAAGAUCGGCUCGCGUUAGAGCUGCAAUGUUUCCAGAAACUUUGGAAGAAGGAGUACAAAUACCGGGAACUCAAGUUCAUCCGGAUCAAGAGACCGCCGUCCAAAGACUAUCGGAACCGUCUCAAAUGCUCAAGACGGCUGUUGUCAACCUCAUCAACUAUCAAGAUGAUGCCGAUUUGGCUACGAGAGCUAUUCCAGAGUUAACAAAGCUAUUAAAUGAUGAAGACCAAGUAGUUGUUUCCCAAGCAGCGAUGAUGGUCCAUCAAUUGUCGAAAAAAGAAGCUUCCAGGCAUGCUAUAAUGAAUUCCCAACAAAUGGUGGCCGCUCUGGUUAGAGCUAUGUCUAAUACGGCUGACCAUGAGACGACCCGCUGUGCUGCGGGAACUCUUCACAAUCUUUCCCACCAUAAGCAAGGCCUCUUAGCUAUUUUUAAAUCUGGUGGUAUUCCAGCCUUGGUAAAAUUACUUGGGAGUCAUAUUGAAAGUGUUUUGUUUUACGCAAUAACAACACUACACAACCUCCUCCUACACCAAGAUGGGGCCAAAAUGGCAGUGAGACUAGCAGGGGGUUUGCAAAAAAUGGUAGCCUUAUUACAACGCCACAAUGAUAAAUUUCUGGCAAUCACUACCGACUGCCUUCAAAUAUUAACAUAUGGCAAUCAAGAAUCAAAAUUAAUCAUAUUGGCAAGCGGGGGACCGGCUGAACUUGUACGAAUUAUGCGUCAAUACAAUUAUGAAAAGCUUUUAUGGACAUCUUCCAGAGUCCUAAAAGUAUUGUCUGUAUGUGCUAACAAUAAGGCAGCCAUUGUCGAGGCAGGUGGCUUACAAGCAUUAGCUUUACAUCUGUCUUCUCAAAGUGUUCGCUUAGUACAAAAUUGCCUGUGGACACUUAGAAACCUCUCAGAUGCCGCGACUAAAGUGAACAAUUUGGAUGACCUUUUACAGAUGCUCAUUCAUUUAUUAUCAAAUCAGGAUGUCAAUAUCGUUACUUGCACGGCUGGUAUACUCAGUAAUCUUACAUGUAAUAAUCAACAAAACAAGAUGGCAGUUGUUCAAAGAGGAGGUGUUGAGGCUUUAGUGAGAACUAUUUUGCAAGCCGGCGAUAGAGAAGACAUUACAGAACCUUCAAUUUGUGCUCUAAGGCAUUUAACUUCCAGACACGAACAAGCACCAGUUGCGCAAGACAUUAUCAGGCAACAGUACGGACUUCCUGUUCUUGUUAAGCUUCUUCAUCCGCCCAGUAGAUGGCCGUUAAUAAAGGCUGUAGUUGGUUUAAUCAGAAAUUUGGCUCUUUUACCCUCAAACCAUACACCUUUGAGAGAGCACGGUGCCCUUCCAAGAAUCGUCCACUUAAUGGUAAAAGCUCAUCAAGAUACACAACGUCGACAAGGAGCACCCCCAAAUCAAACUGAUGGUAUUCGUAUGGAGGAAAUAGUUGAGGCAUGCGUCGGCGCCCUUCAUAUACUUGCCAGGGAUGUUACAAACAGAAACGUUAUUCGAAACUUAGACGCUGUACCCAUUUUCGUUCAAUUGCUAUAUUCAAACAACGAAAAUGUGCAGCGAGUAGCAACAGGCGUUCUUUGCGAACUUGCUUCGGACAAGGAGGGUGCCGAGAUGAUUGAGAGAGAGGGUGCUACAAGCCCGCUUACGGAACUUCUUCAUUCUCAUAACGAAGGGGUUGCAACCUAUGCUGCCGCUGUACUUUUCCGUAUGUCAGAAGAUAAACCCAAUGACUAUAGAAAGCGGUUGUCUAGUGAAUUGACAAAUUCAUUAAUGAGAGGAGAAAGUAGUGCUGCUUGGGUGGACCCAAAUGAUAGCCGAGACAGUAGACAAGGAUUUGAUCAUUACGGUCCCGUGGACGGUAAUUAUCCACAAAAUAAUCAGAACACUUCGCAAGAUUCUCAAGGUCAGAUGGCUGCUUGGUUCGACACUACUCUCUAA